CAUUGUCACGUCCACUCCUCAUCGCAGAAAAUUUAGUAACCCAAUCCAAAUCGCCUUAGCUUCCCAACUCACUUCUGCGCCUAUCACCCAUACUGACUGAAGAAAAAAAUGACAAUAUUCACAGCUUCUCCUAUACACACUUCCUUUGUUUCGCAACUCUUCACCUCCAACUCCAACCAUGCCUCUGCUCCAUCAACCCAUUUCAAUUUCAACUUCAAUCCUUAUAAAAUUUUACACAAUUCUCGCUUCUCAUUUCUCACUCCCAAAUUCUCCAUCUCUGCAAAUUCUAACGAUUCUGCCACUGUCACCGACACCACCACACCAGUUGUCGUGGCCUCGCCUGAUGCUGUUGGACAAUCUCGGAGGUCGGCUGAUUGGGAGGCAGCAAGAGCUUAUAUUGAAAGUGGAUCCAUCUAUGAGGGCAGGAUUGAAGGAUUUAAUGGUGGAGGUUUGCUGGUUCGGUUUUAUUCUAUUCUGGGUUUUCUCCCUUUCCCUCAGUUGAGUCCAUCGCAUUCUUGUAAAGAACCACACAAGACUAUACAUGAGAUUGCAAAAGGUUUGCAUGGCUCACGUAUUUCUGUAAAGGUAAUCCUAGCAGAAGAGGAGAAGAGAAACUUAAUAUUCUCUGAGAAGGAAGCUGUCUGGUCAAAAUUUUCCAAAAGGGUUAACAUAGGGGAUACUUUUAAAGGAAGAGUGGGUUCUGUUGAGGAUUAUGGUGCUUUUGUUCACUUGCUCUUCCCUGAUGGUUUAUAUCACCUCACUGGGUUAGUACAUGUCUCAGAGGUUUCUUGGGAUUUAGUUCAAGAUGCAAGAGAUGUCCUCAGUGAGGGUGAUGAAGUGGUCGUCAAAGUUACAAAUAUUGAUUGGCAAAAGUCAAGAAUCAAGCUAUCAAUCAAACAGUUGGAGGAAGAUCCACUGUUAGAAACUCUGGACAAAGUAAUUCCUCAGGAUGGUUCAGUUGAUCCUGAUCCUUCAACCAUGGAUAGCAGUGAUACAGUUGAACCUCUUCCGGGGCUUGAAACAAUAAUUCAAGAGCUACUAAAUGAAGAUGGUGUAGAAGCUGUUAAAAUCAGUAGACAAGGGUUUGAGAAACGUGUUGUUUCACAAGACCUGCAACUUUGGCUUUCAAAUGGACCACCUACAAAUGGGAAGUUCACCCUUCUUGCUCGUGCAGGACGCCAGGUACAGGAAAUACAAUUGACAACAGCACUUGAACAAGAAGGUAUCAAAAAGGCACUACAGCGAGUACUGGAACGUGUCCCAUGAUAUGAAUUUUUGCAAUUUUUGCUGCAAUUUUUCUGUUGUCCAAUGCAUAGUUGAUGUUAUUCUUUCCUUUCUGGGGUUAUAUAGUAGUUACUAAAAUUGUAUAAAACUGCUAACUUUGGAGGUCGGAAUCUAUUUUCUUUAGAUUCUCUUCAUUUUUGGGUCAAAAAAUGUAAAUUUUGUUUCAUAUGUAACACUGUAAAAAGCAAAUAGAAUCUUGUACUAAUAUCCCAAAUAAGUGAAGAAUUGCAGACCGCUUGAAAAAUAUUCUUCUUCCAAA
This is a messenger RNA of Jatropha curcas, 1543 nucleotides long. Its product is annotated as Nucleic acid-binding proteins superfamily. Gene Ontology annotation, molecular function: nucleic acid binding. The record is from RefSeq and is a predicted model, not a curated record. NCBI's taxonomy places the organism in Eukaryota, Viridiplantae, Streptophyta, Magnoliopsida, Malpighiales, Euphorbiaceae.